AUGGCCGGCACAGUUCCAGUCGUUGCCUCUUUGGAUGGCAUUUAUACUCAAGAUGCAGUAUCUGCGCAAACAAAGCGCUGGAGCCAGCUCCUCAGCACCUUCGAAUCCACAUACAAGCACCCCGCAUCCUUCGUGUCGCGUUCCCCUGGGCGUGUCAACAUAAUCGGCGAGCACAUCGACUACUCCCUCUAUCCAGUCUUGCCCAUGGCAAUUACAUCCGACGCCAUCUUCGCCGUCUCCUGCCCCGACGACUCCGCCUCGGCCUCGUCCAGCACUUUCAAAAUCCGCAUUUCGAAUGUUGAGUCUGAGAAAUUCUCCGCACACGAAUUCGACAUCCCAUAUGAUAACGUCGAUAUCGACUCAAAAGUCCAUGAGUGGACAAACUACUUCAAGUGCGGAUUGAAGGGCGCCUUACAACUGCUGAAGAAAACACAUGGCGAGAGGUUCCGUCCUAAGAGCAUGAACGUGCUGAUGGAUGGUUCGAUUCCAGCUGGUGGCGGACUUAGCAGCAGUGCUGCAUUCGUCAGCGGCAGCGCUUUGGCGGUUAUGGUCGCCAAUGGCGUCAAGGAUGUUAGCAAGAUGGAUUUGACCGAGAUUGCCAUCGUUGCUGAGCGUGAGGUGGGCGUCAACUCAGGUGGCAUGGAUCAAUCUGCCUCUGUCCUCUCCCUCCGAGGCAGCGCGCUCUACGUCUCUUUUGUGCCAGAGCUCUCGGCUCGCCCGGUCCAGUUCCCAAGCACAAACCCCGAACUCGCCUUCCUGAUCGCACAAUCAUUCGUGCAAUCAGACAAGCAUGUCACUGGCCCCGUCUGCUAUAACCUCCGUGUCGUCGAGUGCUCUCUUGCUGCAGCCUACCUCCAUGCCCUCUUAAACGAGACAAAGGAGCCUCUUCCAGCAGACUCCGGGCCGCUGUGUAUCAGCUUGUACGGCUUCCAGAAGGCAUACUUCGCCAAGCGCAACUCCUCGGCGUCGAUCAACGAGCAGCUGCCCGAGCUGGUGGAGAAGGUGAAGUCCACAUUCACAAAGGAAGAGGGCUAUACUCGCGAAGAAAUCGCAAAGGUGAUCCGCAUGACCGUCCCAGAGCUCGAGCAGAGAUUUGAAUCUACCUUCCCUGUCCGCGCUGAGACUUUCAAGCUGCGCCAGCGCGCCCUCCACGUCUUCUCUGAGGCCCUACGUGUCUCCAAGUUUAUCAAGAUGCUCGAACAGCCAGCCGAAGAGCUUGAACGCGAUGCUUCUGGUUCCACGGAGAGCUAUAACCGCAAGCUCGGCGACAUCAUGAAUGAGACGCAGGAUAGCUGCAGGGACUUGUAUGAAUGCAGUUGCUCUGAGCUAGACGAGCUGUGCGCCAUUGCAAAGAAGGCAGGAGGCUAUGGAAGCAGGUUGACUGGUGCAGGCUGGGGUGGCUGCAGUGUGCAUCUUGUCCCCGCUGAUAAGGUGGAGGCAGUUAAGGAGGCUUGGGAGAAGGAGUAUUAUAGCAAGAAGGAAUUGACUGCGGAGCAGAAGGAGGGGGCUGUUGUUGUCAGCAGGCCGGGAAGCGGCAGUGCCGUGUUCCUGGUGAAGGAGGGGGGUUUGUAG
Molecule: messenger RNA, 1572 nt
Organism: Pseudogymnoascus destructans
Lineage: Eukaryota; Fungi; Ascomycota; Leotiomycetes; Thelebolales; Thelebolaceae
Gene: GAL1
Product: galactokinase
Exons: 1
Coding region: 1-1572 (523 amino acids)
Biological process (GO): carbohydrate phosphorylation; galactose metabolic process
Cellular component (GO): cytoplasm; cytosol
Molecular function (GO): ATP binding; galactokinase activity
Source: RefSeq, a predicted model, not a curated record